UUUUUUUAUACUGUGAGCUGCAUUACUCCCACCCACCAACCUUUAAACUACCACACUAGUCACGGCCGAAGCUCUUCCUCCAGAGGAUCGAUCGCCUGCGCUGACCGCUCUCCGUUUGCCCUUUGGACCCCGUGACAGUGUGCCAACACUCACCUACGCUCCACUCACACACGCUGUGGCAAUCUCACUGCUAUUUAUCCCACAAGAAAGCUCAGAGUGCCAAGACCACCCUGGGGCUUUAGAGAGUGCAUGCUGGGAGGCCUGGGAGGCAGAAGGAUGGCAGCGUUUUGGAAAGCAGUGGCAGGUGGAUUGCUCUUAGCUGUCUGCCUCAUGGGAUGGAGAGUUGAUGGACAGGGGAACGGUAAAAAAAAGGUAUCUGGGGAUUCAAUCAUCUACCUCGGCCAGGAGAGAAACCCCUGGAGGCCGCUGAUCCGCACCACAGCCAACCUCACAGAGAUCCGCAGCAUCAAGUCCACCUUUCAGUUCCGGACCUUUGACCCCGAAGGAGCGAUUUUCUACGGAGACACCAAAAAUGGAGAGGACUGGUUUGUUUUGUCCCUGAAAGAAGGGUUCCCCCUCAUGCAGAUCAGCAAAGAAGAUGUACAAGUCAGCGUGACAGGGGGUCCAAAGCUCAACGACGGGAAGUGGCACACGUUGGAUGUGAGCAACCAGGGAAAGUUUGUCAUUCUGGAGGUGGACGGCCAACCUGGACUGGUGGUGGGAAUGCACUCCAAACAGACAAAGGAGGUCAUUUCUGGGCAACUUCGAUUGGCCCUUGGUGGGAUCCUGACCAGCAAGGACAAUUUGAUCGUUGAGUUUGAGCCACAGAUGGACGGCUGCGUGCGCAAAGGCCACUGGCUAAACCUCAGCAUGCCCUGGGAGGCGGACGCUGACGAGCUCUGGCUCUGCCAUCAGAACAUCCAACCUGGCAGCUUUUUCGCUGGCGAAGGAUUCACCAUUUUCAACACCUCAGUUUUCCAAACACGCAAAGGUCUUGGCUUCAGAGUUGAAUUUUGGGGGGACUUCACUCAGAUGGAGGGAACCAUUCUGAGCAUGAUGUCCUCACAAGGAGAGCUGCUGGCAGUCCUGGAAGCCAAUAAUAACACGAAUGAGAUUCAUUUCACCAUCAGGAAGCAAAAACACAUUCUGACUAACGCUAUGAAGCAGCUGGGGAUUACUUUUUCUGAGAAUGUGGUGGAAGUGGUUAAAUUUUUAGAUGAAGCAAAUGUAGAAAUGUUUUCUUAUGAUCCGUUGAGUGCCGCCGAAUAUCUGACGGAGCUGAGAGAGGGGCGUCUCGCCAUUGGAGGUCUUCUAGGUGGCGUUAAAGAUAUGGUUGGCUCCAAUUUCCUCAGAGGCUGUCUGGAGAAGAUCAAAAUCCAACUGGAGGAUGUGGAUCUGGAUUCAGCUAUCAAAGACAUGUCAGCUUCUUCACACAGCUGCCCGGUGUAGUAAGCAUCCAUGGGGCUGGAGGAGGACCGGACGUUGGCUGUUAAGGACUUCAGGUGUCUGUAGUUCAUAAAAAUAAGAUGAUUGAUAAUUGUUUCCAUAAUAGUGUGAUUAACUGCUAAAAAAAAAUAACGAUAUGUCUAAGUAUGAAUCAAAAUCACAGACAAAAAGUAUGUAAAGGACAGAAAUAAAAAUUUUUUAAAAAUCACCAACUCACCAAGACUUAACUCUGAGAAACAAUAUGUGGCUACAAAGAGAUGCGCGAUGUUUAACAAGUUAUGUAUGUCAUGACAAAAAGUGAACAACCAAAACAAAAAAG
Messenger RNA from Xiphophorus hellerii (green swordtail), 1765 nucleotides. It is a transcript of the gene shbg, whose product is annotated as sex hormone-binding globulin. The coding region runs from base 250 to 1449 and encodes 399 amino acids. NCBI's taxonomy places the organism in Eukaryota, Metazoa, Chordata, Actinopteri, Cyprinodontiformes, Poeciliidae. The record is from RefSeq and is a predicted model, not a curated record. The transcript has 8 exons. Gene Ontology annotation, molecular function: steroid binding.